Closterium sp. Naga37s-1 is the source of this 2244-nucleotide messenger RNA. The record is from the annotation of a GenBank genome assembly. Lineage: Eukaryota; Viridiplantae; Streptophyta; Zygnematophyceae; Desmidiales; Closteriaceae.
AUGGAUGACGUCAGCUGUGACGCAGACAGUCCUCCUGACAGCCCGCCCUUCCGCCCGCCUCCCUCCGCCGCCGCGCUGGCGGACGACGACGACGAGGGGGAGACGCUGCUGGGGGUGCGCGCCGCCUUCCCCGCGUCGUUUGGCCGGCAGGAGGAGCGCGUCACGCCGCUGGAGGCCGUGCACGCGCAGACGGCGCGCGCACACGCGGAGCGCGCCGGGGUGAAGGGGAAGAAGAAGGCUGGGGGGAUGAAGUUCAGCAUCGGGUCGAGCCUGGCGAAGAGGUUAGGCGACGGGGCUAAGGCAGGGCUGGGGGGAGCAGCGGCGGUGGGAGUGGCGGGCGCUGGAGGUGUGGCGGAGGGGGGAGGGGCAGUGAGAGUAGCGGAGGGUAUGGGCGGAGAGGUAGCGGGGGAACACAACUCGAGGGAGGCUGGUGGUAAUCCGCUUAGUGGCGGUGCUGGUGGGGCAAACGGGGAGGCGGGAAGGGCGAACGGGGGCGGGGGUGGGGCAAGAGCGGCCAGGGGUGGAGGACCAGCGGAUGGGCGGGGAGCAGCGGUGGUGCGGGGCGACGGCGAGGGGCAUGCGGUGAUCGGCCCUCCGCGCCCCCCGGGCCCCCUGGAGGACGGUGGUGGCGGGUUGAUUGGCCCGCCUGCCCCUGCUACUCGCGGCACACAGCAGCCCGGUGGGCGGAAGAAGGGCCGGGCAGCAGGGCGGCAGGAUGAGCAGAGGAGCGAUGGCAGUGAGGAGGAUGAUGAGGAGGAGGGCGCAGAGGCGGAGGAGGAGGACGAGUUUGGAGUGCCACUGAGCAAUGAGAUUGUGCUGGGGGGACACACCAAGGCGGUGGCAGCGCUGGCGGUGGACCCAACGGGCACGCGGGUGAUAAGUGGCAGCUACGACUACUCGCUGCGCUUCUACGACUUCCAUGGCAUGGACUCCUCCCUCAACUCCUUCCGCCAGGUGCUGCCGUGCGACGGCCACCAAGUGCGCGCCGUGUCCUUCAGCCCGUCGGCCGACCUCUUCAUUGUCGCCACCGGCAACGCGCAGGCCAAGGUGUACGACAGGGACGGGCGCAGCAAGGGCGAGUUCGUGAGGGGCGACAUGUACAUCCGCGACCUGCGCAACACCAAGGGGCACAUCGCUGGGCUCACCACCGCGCAGUGGCACCCCUGCGAGCGCCACUCGGCGCUCACGGCGUCCGAUGAUGGCUCGCUGCGCAUCUGGGACGUGCGCGACUUCAAGUCGCAGACCAAGGUGGUGAAGCCGAAGCUGGCGCGGCCGGGGAGGGUGGCGGUGACAGCAGCGGAGUGGGGCCCCGAUGGCCGCAUGGUGGCUGCUGGCCUCAACGAUGGCUCGCUGCAGGUGUGGAAUGUGAGGACAGGGUGGGGGUCGCUGCCGGACCUGCUGUGUGCCGAUGCGCAUCAGAGGGGCGACGACAUCACGGGGCUCGCCUUCUGCUCCGAUGCCUCCCUGCUCGUCUCCCGCUCCAUGGAUGGCAGCAUGAAGGUGUGGGACGUGCGCAAGUUCAAGCAGCCAGUGAAGGUGUUCACCGACCUGCCCAACCACUACCAGCAGACCAACGUGGCAUGGAGCCCCGACGAGCGCCUCUUCUUCACCGGCUCCUCCGCUGAGAAGGGCGGGCGGGGUGGGCAGCUGCACUUCUACUCCAAGGAGUCGCUGGACCUCGUGCGCGUCACGGGCGUGUCUUCCGACCAGAGCGUUGUGCGCGUGCUGUGGCACGCACGCCUCAACCAGAUAUUCGCCACAUGUGGCGACAAGAAGGCGGGCGGCACGCACAUCCUCUACGACCCCACACUCAGCGAGCGUGGUGCCCUCGUGUGCGUGGCACGUGCCCCCCGCGCCGCACGCCCCGAGGACCUGUGUGCGCGCGUGGCGGCGCCCGCCAUCCGCAACCCGCACGCGCUGCCGAUGUUCCGCGACGAGCCGAGCCGCAAGCGGCAGCGCGAGAAGGCGCGCAAAGACCCCGUGGCGAGCCAGCGGCCCGACCUGCCCAUGGACGGGCCGGGGCACGGCGGGCGCGUGGGGCAGACCAAGGGCACCCUGCUCACCCAGUACCUCCUCCGGGAGGGCGGGAUGCUGAAGGAGACGUGGAUGGAUGAGGACCCAAGAGAGGCCAUCCUCAAAUACGCGGAUGCGGCGGCCAACGACCCGCAGAUCAUUGCGCCCGCCUACGCUGCCACUCAGCCCACAACGCUGUUCCACGAGUCCGAUGACGAGGACAAGGACUAG